AUGUCCGGCUCUCCCUCUCGCCUGCCCUCUCGUACGAUCGCGGUGCAAACUGCCAAACAUCCCCAGACGCAUAUCCAGAGCCAGAGCCAGCGUCCUCAGGCCAUCGUGCGCAUCCCGUUUCCACCUGUCCUCGGCGCGCGCGCUCACCUGGUAUCCCUUCGCUCACAGCCGUCCCACACUCCCUCUGCCCCUCCCCUUGUCCCAUAUACGCACACUCCUAGCUAUCCGUGCUCUCUCGCUCUGUGCGAUCUGUCCACGACGCGCGCAGCACUUGUCCCCUCCUCUCUGUACGUCCCUCCCGAUCACUGGUUAUUCCUCCUUUCUUUUUUCCUCUUUGCGGCCCAUCGCACGAUUCCUCUUCCCGUUCGCGCCAUUAUCCACGCCCACAUGUGUGCCCAAUUGCGUUGCGCGUCCUACGCCCCCACCCAUAAGGCAUCCAGUGCCCCCCUCCCUUCAAAAGACGUCUUCCACCCCCAUCCUCAUCUGUCCCCAUCCGCGUGUCAUACCUCCUUUGUCGUGUCUCGCUCUUGUCCGCGCGUCCCGAGUUGGUUCCCUUAUCACCCACGCUGUCCACCUAUUUUUGGCCUUGCCCCCGUUUCACCCGCCUUGUCAGUAGCAGCGCUAAUUAACUCCCGUCUUCCUUCCCACCGCCGGCUGUCGCCCAAUUCGCACCCGCACCCGAUAUCCAUACUCCACAGCACCACGCCCGCACGCAGCGUCCCGCGCGUGCGCCUCCUCAUCGCGCGCGCGCACCCCGCGCCUGUCAAUGUGGACAUCGCGCCGGAAGGAGCGCUCGCGUCGGAGCCCCCGCCCGCCGCGCCCCUGGGAGCGCCCCCACCCACAGAGGGAUGGACCGCGACGCAGAUCCUCGCCCCCAUCCUCGUCGGGCUCGGCCUCCUCGUCCUCUUCGCCCUCGCGCUCCUCCUCCACCGCCUCCACCACCGCCACCGCUCCUACGCGCGCGCGCGCCCCACCCCCUUCCCGCACCUCACUGCCGCAGCCGACACGGCCCCCAGCCCGACCUCGUCCGGCUUCAGCGGCGCGCGCGCGCGCAUCCCACACGUGCGCCCGCGCCUCCCGCUGCACCUCCCGUACGUCGCCUUUCUGUGCGCGCGGCGCGUGCGCCCGAAGCGCGCGUCCGCGUGGUGGGACAUUGACGGGACGGCGUCGGGCCUGGGGAUGGCGACGGGCAGCGCGGGCGCGCUGGCGGAGCGAAAGAGCAGGGAGAGCAGGGAGAGCAGGGCGGCGGCGUACAGGAGCGGAGAAGCGGUGGCGGUGGCGGAGGACGUGGAGGUGGGCGAGGCGGCGCCGAUGAUCCGGAUGCACCCGGCGCACGUGCACGCGGCAUCGUCUUCCUCGUCAUCGUCUGCUUCGUCUUCUUUGACCGCAGCGCCACCGCCCCCUGUGCCAGAUCCGGAUCCGGAGACGCAGGGAGAGACGUGGCUCGGGCCGUGGGCCGCGCCCGCGUGCCGGGCGUGGGAGGCUGCGCUUGGGCUUGGGCUCGAUCUGGGCUCGCGCGUGGGGCUGGGCGCGCGCAGGCGGCGCGCGGUGCCGGUCGUGCCGCGGCGCGCGUCGCGCAGUUUCCGGAUCGACGGGGACGAGUCGGAGGGUUCGUCGGACGAGGACGGCGGCGCGGGUGUUGGCACAGGUGCACGUGCAGGCGCGGGUGCAGGCGCGGGUGUUGGCACAGGUGCACGUGCAGGCGCGGGUGCAGGCGCGGGUGCAGGGGAGGCUGACGGGGCGUACGGGCGCGGCACGGCGGGGUCGCGUGCGAGCGGGCGCACGAGGGCGGAGGGGAGCAUGCGGACGAGCGAGUAUGAGGCGGAGGAGCGGGACGAGGCCAUGCCGCUGCCGCUGAUGGGGGUCGGGAUGGGGAUGGGGAUGGGGAUGGGAAUGAGGUUGGGGGUUUCUGGUGGGGACGUUGGCGUCGGCCCACCGCUAACGAUCGACGUGACGCAGGGUUAUCGGUCUAAGUAUGGCAAUGGCAAUGGGUACAGGUAUGAGCCGGUGGCGAAUCCCGGGGAGGAAGGAGGCGAGGAAGAGGGCGAGGGCGAGGAGCGCGCGGGUGGGAGAGGUGUGGGCGUGGUCGUGGACGUGGACGCGGGCGGGGUGCUGCUCAUCUCGCAUGACGGCGAGGACUUUGCGACGCCGACGGACACGGUGCACACCCACACCCACACCGGCGCGGGAGCGAGGACGCCGGGCGGGUCUGGGAGCGGCGGGAGCAGCGUGCGGACGUUCGGAACGGGGGCGGCGACGUUCGGGUCGAAGCGGACGGAGUCGUACGCUGGGACGCCGGUGACGGCGACCGGAAGCGGGUCUGGGGGCAGCGUGACGGGGACAGUGAGCUCGAGGGAGGGCGCGCGGGAAUGGCGACGUGGGAGGGCGGGUCGCAGCAUCGAUGUGGUGCCGCCGACGCCGGUCGGCCGGCGCGAUAAUCCGCUCACGAACGCCGCGCCGCCAUCGCCGGACUCCUCGCCGUGGACGCCGCCGAUCCCCCCGCUCACGCUUGCGUUCCCGCUCCCACCCGCGCAUCCGCACCUCGUGGGUAUGCAGCGCCUGCGAGAGCGCACGCUCGCGAACGCCGCGUCGACUUCCGCGCUCGUGGGCACGGCGCGCCCGCCUGCGGAGGGCGUACGGUUCCAGCCGCCCCCUGUGUUCGCGGCGUCUGCGCCGGAUCUGAAUCUCUCAAAGCAGCAGCUGCAACACGACGGCUGGGGCGCCGCGGCCCUCAACCCGCGAGCAGGGGCGAGCAGGGACGGGAACAGGACCGCGACCGGGACGGAGGCGUACCCCUCGUCGCGUCAUACCCCGCGAUCGUCGCUCGGGUCGCCACCGGCUGCGCCUCCGUCCAAUUCGUACUCCCUCGGGCUCGUGCCUGGGUCGGCGAUGGCGCAGCACCCGGCAAGGUCGCGGGGAAAAUCCGCGUCCCCCGCGCGCUCGCCGCGUCCCUUGCCCAAUGCAUCGCUAUCGUCGGCGUCGUACCCCCCGCCGAAUCCGCCCCUGAACCAGCGCGUGCCCACAUCCCCGCGGCACUCGCCCAAUGCGUCGUUAUCAUCGGCGUCGGCACCCCAAGCGCACCACACGCCGACGCCUUCCUCGUCCUCGGCCUUAUUCGCGUACCCCCUGCGCCCCACCCUCGCCCGCACGCACGCCCACACCGCCUCUGCCUCCUCCUCCUCCUCCGCAUCGUACCACACCACCGCACAUCCCGCCGCCCUGCUGUCAUCUGCAGACCCCGCGCCCGCGCGCUCGCGCUCCCCGUCCCCACACCGCUCCACAGGCCUGCACUCGCCGCGCCCCUCCCCCUCCGCCUACCCCUCCACGCUCUCGCCCUCCCUCCACCUCCGCACGCUCUCCCCGCCGCCGCUCACCUCCCCGCACGCCUCCCCGCGGCACCUCCCACGCCCCCUCCCCCCCGCGCCCCCGCGCGCGCCGUAUGCGCUCGAAUCCUACCCCCCGCCGUCGCCGACGUACCUCCCCCCGCCGCACUCCCCGUUCCCCGGCCGCUCGCCCGCGGCCUCGCCCGCCCCCACGCACGCGACGCUCCACCUCCGCCCGUCGGACCCACAGAACCUGAUCCCCGCCGCCGUGCGCAGCGCGGGGUACAACCCCUUCGGCGCGGCCAUCCGGUGA
This is a messenger RNA of Heterobasidion irregulare TC 32-1, 3636 nucleotides long. RefSeq lists its product as uncharacterized. The record is from RefSeq and is a predicted model, not a curated record. Bases 1 to 3636 code for a protein of 1211 amino acids. NCBI's taxonomy places the organism in Eukaryota, Fungi, Basidiomycota, Agaricomycetes, Russulales, Bondarzewiaceae. The transcript is spliced from 4 exons.